UCAAAAGGAAAGUAUCCGUUGCUCAACGAUUUAAUUUAUCUUAUUAUAUAUAAAUAAAUCGUGUAAGAAAAUAUCUUCAUCUUCAUUUCUUCAAAAACCACUUUCAGAGUAACCCUAAUCCUCUCUCGAUCGCGAUUUCACAUUUUCGCAUUUCCAGAACUAUAUCGUGAGAGAGAUGGAGAAAAUAGGAGUAGUAUUAUCGGCGAAAGAGGCGUUCGAGAAGCUAGAGAAAGUUGGGGAAGGAACGUAUGGGAAGGUUUAUAGAGCAAGAGAGAAAGCUACCGGGAAGAUCGUUGCUCUUAAGAAGACUCGUCUUCAUGAGGAUGAUGAAGGUGUUCCUCCUACUACUCUUCGCGAGGUUUCCAUUCUGAGAAUGCUCUCUCGUGAUCCACAUGUUGUUAGGUUAUUGGAUGUGAAACAAGGUCAGAACAAGGAAGGAAAAACUGUGCUGUACUUGGUUUUUGAGUACAUGGAUACUGAUCUCAAGAAAUUCAUUCGUACUUUUCGUCAAACUGGACAAAAUAUUCCACCUCCAGUCAUCAAAGGCUUGAUGUACCAACUUUGUAAGGGUGUUGCUUUCUGCCAUGGCCAUGGAAUCUUGCACAGGGAUUUGAAGCCUCAUAAUCUCUUGAUGGACCGGAAAACAAUGAUGCUCAAAAUUGCUGAUCUUGGACUAGCUAGAGCAUUUACUGUGCCUCUUAAGAAGUACACUCAUGAGAUACUGACCCUGUGGUAUAGAGCACCUGAAGUCCUUUUGGGCGCUACACAUUACUCAAUGGCUGUGGAUAUUUGGUCUGUUGCGUGCAUUUUCGCUGAACUUGUCACCAAGCAAGCACUAUUUCCUGGUGAUUCUGAGCUGCAACAACUCCUCCACAUAUUCAGGCUGUUGGGGACUCCUAAUGAAGAUAUGUGGCCAGGUGUUAGUAAACUAAUGAACUGGCAUGAGUACCCUCAGUGGAGCCCUAACCCUCAAAAUCUCUCAAAGGCUGUUCCCACUUUGGAAGAUGCUGGACUGGAUCUACUCGCUCAAAUGCUGCAAUAUGAACCUGCCAAGCGGAUUUCUGCAAAGAAAGCAAUGGAACAUCCUUACUUUGAUGACCUGGACAAGACCAAUCUUUAGGUUACAAAUGUUAAUUUGGAUGUAGGAACUUACUUCUUAUCAUGCUUCUCUCGAGCGCAUAUCAAAAUCUGUUUAGGAUGAUUAACAUUUCCUGUGUUAUUUUGGUAUUCUACCAGCAUAUUUCUCAUCCAUGGGUUACAUAAACCCCUGCACUUAACAGCUGUGCUGACCUAAUAUCUACUUUGUGGUGAUUGAUUAAAAGUGAAUUUUCUGUUUAACUGAAA
This is a messenger RNA of Trifolium pratense (red clover), 1344 nucleotides long. Its product is annotated as cell division control protein 2 homolog D-like. The transcript is spliced from 8 exons. Bases 176 to 1120 code for a protein of 314 amino acids. Lineage: Eukaryota; Viridiplantae; Streptophyta; Magnoliopsida; Fabales; Fabaceae. Gene Ontology annotation, biological process: regulation of gene expression; regulation of G2/M transition of mitotic cell cycle; signal transduction. Gene Ontology annotation, molecular function: cyclin binding; ATP binding; cyclin-dependent protein serine/threonine kinase activity. The record is from RefSeq and is a predicted model, not a curated record. Gene Ontology annotation, cellular component: cyclin-dependent protein kinase holoenzyme complex; cytoplasm; nucleus.